AUGAACACCCAGACCGGAGAACACCUCACCACAUCCCGAAUCUCUCGCCUGCUGAGGCCGCUGCGGGUCAGAUGCCAGAAACUCGCGUCGUACUCGCCGGAAGCUGCGUCUCAGCGGUCGCGCGGGUCCGUGGUCGUGACCUACGGUAGCUCGUCGCGUCACAGCGGCGCCGACGCGGGCGAACGGCGCAACGAGCCGCCGCUGGCGGUUAUCCCGCCUCCCGAGAAGCUCAGUGUCCUGUCCAAGCUGGACCGCUCGUCGCGGGAGAAACUCGAGCUCUCCCGGCGUAUAUAUGAUGUCCGAGACGCGUUCCGGAACAUCUUGCAGGCCACCCUCACGUCGGGCACUGGCUCGCGGAGGAGCACCCCGCAACCGAGCGGCGAGAAGCACGCCAGGAGCCUGGCUGCCAUGUGCGCUAGCAUUGUCGGGAGCAAUCUUGAAGAUCAGAUACGCAUGUCGGCGGAGGAGCGUGAGGGCGAGGAGGCCAACGACGAAGAAGACCAGGACAUAUUGGAUUCACUGUACGACGCUGUAUACCCUCAAUAUCGCAAGCAUACUGUCAUUUCCCACGCCCUCUCAUUCAUAUUGACACUCUGUUCAUCGUACCAUACGCUACUGGCAAUCCUCCUGGAGCUCACCAUCUCGUACAACCUCACUCCGGAGUCGCGCAUGAUACUUCAUCACCUCCUUGCACGUUCUUUACAGCUAUCUACGCUAACAAGCACCUCCGAUACCCUCAUUCUGGAGAUCGUCCACCCCGUCCAUUCGAGAUACCUCGUGCACCUUCUGGACGCGUGCUCGCCGCCCGCCGGAAGAGUCAUAACUGCGGAGACGUUCGUGCAGACUCUCAGCGAGGUUAUCUGUGGCUUCUCCGCUGACCACGGAGCCCAGGCUUGGACUUGUAAAGCGACCAUACAUCUUGCACGAAGCCUUCGAUCCAAAAAUUACUCUGCCUUCUUGUCUAUGUGUUCUUCGGCCGGGCAUUUCCUUGCCUUGCACGCCGAGUCUUCGAAGAAUGGUGGCGCUAUCCCUGCGAGUCUUGUCUCACUUGCUAGCCGCCUUGGCAAGUGGCUAAGCCACGCCUGCCAGCGGCUCCACGACAUUUCCACACCUCCCCUGGACGCGAAGGCCAUCGAGGAAAUAAGCAUCAUUUCCGAUAUUAUAGUAUGUGCCAAUGCAUCUCGACUUCAUCAUUUGUCGGAAUCACAGGAGUCCAGGGUCUUUUUUGACGCCAUCGCUUGCCUCUCUGCCAUGUCUCUGGCGCCUCCAAUAGCCGGGCUCCUACCCAAAGCCGUAUCAACGAGCUUGCACUCCAUCCUCGGCGCUGCGCCAGCAAAAUCGGAGACCCUUGGCAUCCUUAUCGAUGUCACAAUGUCCCAGGUCUCCAAACCGAGCGAAGACGGGGUCUUUAACGCGGCCACCCUCGUCCGUCCCACGAUCGCUGCCCUGGAACGCUGGGCGAGCACUCUCCGAGCCCACGCCUAUCACCUGCUCGAAACUUCACUCUGGUCGAGCGCGCUCGUGCACGUUGAGCACCUGACACCCGAGACAGGCUCCCACUACGACCCUGCGUCGCACCACUCUGCCUUCCUCGCUGCGCUCGAGCGCCUGCGGCAUGAAAUAGUGCGGCGGGUCGACGCGGCGGAGAGGCGCUGCUUCGCGCACUCCGGCGACGGCGUCCGGCCGUCGAGCGGUGGGCAGACGCCGCGCAAGGGUACCGUGCCCGCGGGCAGCCAGUGGCGCUGGGAAGACAUGCUCGGUUGCUGGGUGCAGAAGACCCCCGCGCCUGCGGCAGGGUCCAAACGGCGUCGCUCUGCCGCCGGGCCCGCGCAGAUCCCGGCGAAACACAUGCGGCGCACGGACAGGAUCUGCCCUGUCCAGACGGCACCACGGGCUGCAGGUCCUGACAGGCACCGUCCGACGGCGCGCACACCCUCUGAUACAUCCUCCACAAGCACUGCUACCGCUGGACGUCAGGGCCCGUCGCACACCUCCCGACCGCGUUACCCAGACACCGCGACAUCGGCGUCCACGUCCACUGUGUCCUCGCGCCUCUCCACGCCGCAAGAUGAGGAGGAGAACGUGUUCUUGGCGCGUGCGUCGGACGAGAAAUCCUUGCCGGCUCGACGGCUGUCGAACUUCAUGUCCAUCCUGCGGGACGCGCAGAUGAACAGGGUCGUGUUGCACGCGGACAGCUCAGAUGACGAGGGCGCCUGGCUGCACAGUGUGCACGGUCCCAAGACGCGUCAUUUGCCCGCUAUCCGACCGGAGGGAGACGACGAGGACGACGAGGACGAUACAGAUAUCAGGGACGCUCGCGGAGCCCAGGAUCAGCUGUCUUCUGACGAUGUGCUGAACCUGUUUGCCUACCGCUCUUCCGAGUAG
This is a messenger RNA of Phanerochaete carnosa HHB-10118-sp, 2385 nucleotides long. RefSeq lists its product as uncharacterized. Bases 1 to 2385 code for a protein of 794 amino acids. Lineage: Eukaryota; Fungi; Basidiomycota; Agaricomycetes; Polyporales; Phanerochaetaceae. The transcript has 2 exons. The record is from RefSeq and is a predicted model, not a curated record.